Molecule: messenger RNA, 1008 nt
Organism: Wickerhamiella sorbophila
Lineage: Eukaryota; Fungi; Ascomycota; Dipodascomycetes; Dipodascales; Trichomonascaceae
Product: Peptidyl-prolyl cis-trans isomerase D
Exons: 1
Coding region: 1-1008 (335 amino acids)
Molecular function (GO): protein binding
Source: RefSeq, a predicted model, not a curated record
AUGGACCAAGCACAGGUCGAUCGUCUUGUCGUGUUUAAUGAGCUUGAGACCGGGCCCUUACAUCGGGUUCUAUUUGACUUUGAGAAUGAGGAAUUUCUUGUGGUGAUUUUGAAUUAUUUGCAGCCAAAUCAAAUAGUGGAAACGUUUGUGCAAACCUGCUCUAGCCUUGCUGGCCAACGAUUUGCGAAAGUCAAUGAUCUAUACGAGGCACAUGCAAAUAAAAGGCUGGAACUCGAAAUAGUCGAAGAUAAAUUACCCCCGUUGUCGGCUUGGACGCUUGCCACAGAUGGUGAAAAGAUAAUUGUGCCCACCAAAGAUCUGAAAUCCAACGACAUCGAUGGUUCCAAGUUCGUGCCUGUUGGGAUGAUUGUCACGGGCAAGGCUUCAAUCAAACAAGUGAUUAAGCAAGUGAGGUUCCUUCGAAAAGACGAACCGACCCCGUUUGUCACAGAUCAAUACGGUGAUUCUUAUAACGAGUCGUUCUACAAAGAGCCCCGCAUUAUCGAGAGUGUCCCGGCAACAGUAAUUAAGGUCGUUGGCGAUCUUCUAGACAUCGGCAAAGCCCGCUUCCAAAGCCAGGAUUUCUCAAUUGCGUUCAAAAAAUACCAAAAAGCUUUUCAUUAUCUCCACUCCUACUAUCCGGAGCAUCUCGAGCCUGAUCUUUUGAAAACUCUAACAGGAUACAAAAUACGAGCUCUUUUAAACCUCGCUCUCACUGCCAACAAACUCCAGGACUACAGAAAAGCCAUCGAAGCUGCCAAUUUUGUUUUGGAAAUGCCAGAAACAACCACCCAGCCAAGCACUCUGGCUAAGGCUUACUACCAGCUCGGGACAGCAGAGUUGGGCUUGGGAGAUGAGCUACGGGCGCAGCAACACUACGAAAUGUCGUAUGCAAACCAGCAGGAUCUAGCCACAAAAAAUGCAAUAGCCCUGUGCCAAAAGCGGGCCGCGUCUCGACGGGCCAAACAAAAAAAUGCCCUACUGAACGCCUUCUCCACAAAAAACUAA